Polypterus senegalus (gray bichir) is the source of this 2117-nucleotide messenger RNA. RefSeq names its product interferon-inducible GTPase 5-like. Gene Ontology annotation, molecular function: GTP binding; GTPase activity. The transcript is spliced from 3 exons. Gene Ontology annotation, cellular component: membrane. The record is from RefSeq and is a predicted model, not a curated record. Bases 358 to 1551 code for a protein of 397 amino acids. Lineage: Eukaryota; Metazoa; Chordata; Cladistia; Polypteriformes; Polypteridae.
GCGAGUCCCACCUCGAAUGUGAGGUCGAGGAUAAAAAAAAAAACACAGAAAAGCGUUUUCAAAGUCAUAUACAUCUGAAGCGAAGCUGAACAUCUCUGACCACCCUCUGUGAGUUUCGUAACAGCCUGGGAAGAACAAACUGAACGAAAGAACGAACAUCAAAGCAGCGAGCAUUCAAAAGUCAGAUAACUUGCCUCAAGCAGAAGAAAAGGUGAGCUGGUGUAGCAGAGGUUCACACACGUGUCACUGGUGUUUCACCAACUUGUAUUGGGAAAUCAGCAGUGGUUGUUGAAUAAGUACAAGAAGAAAAUAAACUAUAAACAAUACCAGCUAAACUAACUGUUCUCAAGAAACAUAAUGGGCAACACCCAAUCCACUUACUAUGGUUUUUUUAAAGAAAAUGAAAGAGAAGAACUUGGUUCACUUUACAUUGAAAAGGGGUUUGAAGCAGUUGUUUCCAAGAUUAAAGAAAAGAAUGAAGCUCUGGAAAAAGAAACCCUGAGUAUUGCAGUGACUGGAGAGUGUGGUGUGGGCAAAUCUGCCUUAAUCAAUGCCAUGAGGAGUCUCAAUCCGGGUGAACCAGGAGCUGCUGAAGAGGGUACUACAGAGCAAACCAUGGAGGUAACACGUUAUACACACCCAAAACUUGAAACUGUUUGGUUUUAUGACCUCCCAGGCAUUGGCACAGUAAAUUUUCCUGCCAAGGAUUAUGUAAAGAAGGUCAAUCUUAAAACAUAUGACUUCUUUAUAAUUGUAAUAGGUAACAGGUUCUUGGAAGAUGAUGCAUUACUAAUAAGAGAAAUACAGAAAAUGAAGAAGCGGUUCUACUUUGUACGAAGCAAAAUUGACUUUGAAUUCAAUAACCUAAAAUACCAGAACCGGGAAAAUGACUGGCAGAUAGAGUUUGACAAAAUCAGAGAUAACUGCAUCAGAAACCUGGACAAGAGUGGUUUCCCUUCACAAGAAGUCUUCCUGGUGUCCAGUCGCUUUAUAAAAGAUUUUGAUUUUCCCAGAUUCUGUGAUAUUUUAGAAUCUCAGCUUAGCGAAAACAAGAGGUACAUAUUUCAGUUAUCCCUUCCAAAUUUCAGUGCGGAUGUGGUUAGGAAAAAAAAGGCCAUCCUACACCGAAAAAUUCUGGCAGCUGCUGUGGCCUCAUUUGUAGCAGGUGCAAUUCCUUUUCCUGGAGUGUCCUUAGCUUGUGAUAUCACCAUUUUAGUAACAACAUUUCAGGAAUUACGGAAGAGCUUUGGCCUGGAUGAUGACUCCCUUGGAAGCCUUGCAUUGAAAGUUAGGAAACCUGUUGAAGUCCUCAAAGCAGAAGUCAAGAGUCUUUUUAUCUCCGAUAUCACUGACACUUCUGUCAUGAGGCUCAUUACUGGUUCAGCUGUUGCAGUUAAGAUUGCUGAAGAAGUAGUUAACUUUAUCCCGAUUGUUGGAUCGCUUGUUGGGCCGCCUGUGUCAUUUCUAACUACCUACGGCAUCCUGAGAAAUACACUUGAUGAAUUUGAACAAUCAACAGUGAGGGUGAUUAUAAAGGCCUUCGAGGAUUGAUGAUAGGUUCAUUUUAAGACUUUAAAUGUUUAAUUCCAUAUGUGAACCAGACCCUUAAUAAUUUAGAUUUGAUUUGAUAUACUUCAUUAAUCCCCAAGGAGAAAAUGUUUGUGAUAUUAACUCCAUCUAUAACUGAGGGCUUUUUUGAUUUGGAUGGCUUCAGGAGAUGUUCAGUGAUCAUGUGAUAAUUUGUUUGUGACUUUUUAGAUAAAAUUUACAUCACUUAUUAAAUAUUUUUUUUAAAUAUUUAGUGUUCAAUAUUUAGUAUUAAAAUAACAAUAUGAUUUGAUUUCACUGUAGUGCCAUUUUAUUUUAGGCACUUUGCGUAGAUGAUGGAUGUUAUUUUCUUAACGGGAAUGACGCUGGCUGCUGUGUCAUAUGAUCGACAUUCCAUCAAUACGUGACAUCAGCACUGCCAUCAUGAAAACGAUUGUGGCACAUGAGACUCAGCGUCCAGGUUUUUCAGUUCUGUAAAAGAUUUACUUGCAUUUAUUUUGGCUUUUUAAAGUUUGGGAAGACUUUUACUUUUCUAAAUAAAGUUUUGUCCUUUUGACUCAUUUAAAAAA